Peronospora matthiolae is the source of this 366-nucleotide messenger RNA. The record is from the annotation of a GenBank genome assembly. NCBI's taxonomy places the organism in Eukaryota, Oomycota, Peronosporomycetes, Peronosporales, Peronosporaceae.
AUGCACAUUGCUACCAUAGUUGCGUCGCUCGUGGUGAUGGCACUCGCCAACACUGACGCCACUCAAGAAGCGGUUGCAUGCAACCUCAAGUGCGGCGAAGGUCGAGCUUGCCGACUGCAAAUGCCCCUGUGCAUCAAUGCAGCGCAGUGCAACCCCAUUCCUACCUGCAUUCCUGAAGAUGCAGAGUGUAUCAAGUGGUGCCCGGACGACGAGAUGUGCAUGUUCGAUUGGGCAAACAACUCGAUGUACUGCGACAGUCUAUGCGCCGCUGUGCGUUGUCGUGCGGGAUAUGAGUGUGAUGUACAACAAGUACAGUGCUUCACGACGCCGUGUCCUCCCAUGGCGGUCUGCGAGCGUUCCGAAUGA